CAUACAUCAAACCUGCCAUGAGAAGUUGUUAAUGCUAAUCCUCUCUCAAUAAAAUUCCAUUAGCUUAGAGGGUCUUCCCCUACUACCAGGCUACUACUGCCGCUUCCUCUAGCGUCUCACAAAGAAUAACGCCAUUAAUUAGGAGCUACAUAGCUCGGUGGUUAGGUAGCUAAUUAAGCUAGGUUGUUCCACCAUCAUCCCUAACCUCCCCACACGAACUCGACCGAGCAGAAUCUAGCUGCUUCGAGCUGCCGGCCGGCAAUGGGGCACCAGCACCAGAUGUUCGAAGACCCGUUCGCGAGCAGCAUAUCGUCGCUGGAGGCCGAGAUAUUCUCCGUCGCCGGCGGCCACCACCAUACGCAGUGGCCGGGCCUCGACCACGACAUCCCGCUGGCCCCGGCUGCCAAUAACGGCACCUCCUCCGGCGGCUACGGCUCCCCCGGGGGCGGCGAUGGCUCGGGCUCCCAUCGCAAGAUCAGCCACAACGCCUACGAGCGCGACCGCCGCAAGCAGCUCAACGAGCUCUACUCCGACCUCCGCUCCCUCCUCCCCGACACCGAUCACACGAAGAAGCUUAGCAUUCCGAUCACGGUGUCGCGGGUGCUCAAGUACAUCCCGGAGCUGCAGAAGCAGGUGGACGGCCUGGAGAAGAAGAAGGAGGAGCUGACGCGCGCCAGCUGCAAGCCCGGCGUGCUGACCAUGAAGGGGAACACGGCUCCGAUCGUGUCCGCCACCUGCCUCGACGACAGGGAGAUCAUGGUCCAGGUCAGCCUGGUGAGCACCAUGGCCGGAGUUCUGCCCAUGUCCAAGUGCAUCAAGGUGCUGGAGAACGAAGGCCUCCGGCUCAUCAGCUCGUCCACUUCCGCGUUCCAGAACAGGACCUUCUAUAGUCUCCAUCUUCAGAGAACCCAACGGACGAUGAGCAAGGAAUGCCCGGCAUUUUGUGAAGAACUGGAGAACGCCCUGACGCAAAAUGCAGGACUACGUUUACAUCACCACCAGUAGAUCAUACGUAGCAUAAUAAUGGUGUAUAUUGUCGUGUUUAACCACCAUGAAUCAAAAUACAUGCAUGCCAUAGAUAUAGGACAAAUGCCCAAGAUAAUAUUACGCAUGCAUGAUACAGUAGUACGUAUAGUGCAGCGUGCUCCAUAUAUAGUACGUAAUUAUGAAUGUAUAUACAUUUAUGUGUAGCCCUGUAUGUAUGCAGCUGCGCGCUGAGGAUAAUAUAACUAGUAAAACAAGAGCAUAUAUAGCACUACCUCUGUUCCUGAAGAUAAAUAUAAUUUUAGUUAGGAACAGAGGUAGUAGAAAAUAAAUAUAGAGCCUGGCGCGAAGCAGUGGCGUUGUGAUGAAAGAGUGCGGACCAUCUCCAUGUAUGAUUCAUGUGUACAUAUUUGAAAUAUACGUAUGAAAUAAGGAUGAUUUACCUC
Messenger RNA from Triticum aestivum (bread wheat), 1430 nucleotides. RefSeq names its product protein IRON-RELATED TRANSCRIPTION FACTOR 2. Lineage: Eukaryota; Viridiplantae; Streptophyta; Magnoliopsida; Poales; Poaceae. Gene Ontology annotation, cellular component: RNA polymerase II transcription regulator complex. Bases 262 to 1005 code for a protein of 247 amino acids. Gene Ontology annotation, biological process: regulation of transcription by RNA polymerase II. The transcript is spliced from 3 exons. The record is from RefSeq and is a predicted model, not a curated record. Gene Ontology annotation, molecular function: DNA-binding transcription factor activity, RNA polymerase II-specific; RNA polymerase II transcription regulatory region sequence-specific DNA binding; protein dimerization activity.